This is a messenger RNA of Aspergillus steynii IBT 23096, 1233 nucleotides long. Its product is annotated as thermonuclease family protein. The coding region runs from base 143 to 1012 and encodes 289 amino acids. Lineage: Eukaryota; Fungi; Ascomycota; Eurotiomycetes; Eurotiales; Aspergillaceae. The transcript is spliced from 2 exons. The record is from RefSeq and is a predicted model, not a curated record. Gene Ontology annotation, cellular component: mitochondrion; cytoplasm.
CAACCUCAACCAGCUAUUUAUACCUCCUGGUCCGUGAUCGCCUCAGGGCUGCAAUAGCCCAUACAGAGUUGUCGCGCUCAACUCACCUCACCACCACACUCCCCUCCUCCCAUCCACCCGUCUAGUCAAAGCAUGAGCCGUCAUGCGAUGGCCGCCAUGGGCUUCGGAAUCGCAAGCCCAGCAACAACAAAAUGAAUCGCUCCCCGCGUGGCUCUCCUCCACCGCCUCCUCGAAAGCCAACGAGCUGAAAAAAUCCCUCUCCAAGCUCGACUGGGCCGCCUUCGCUGAGCCUCGAACCCUCCUCUCCACCGCCGUCCUCACCACCGCCAUCCUCGGCGCCGCGCGCGUCCACCGCCGCUAUCUGCGCCGCUUCCCCGACGCAGUGAGUAUCUCGCCCUGGUACUUCCGGAAGAGAAGUCUCCUGGGAAAGGUCACGAGUGUCGGCGAUGGCGAUAACUUUCGCAUCUUUCAUACCCCCGGCGGGAGGCUGUUCGGGUGGGGGUGGUUGCCGUGGAAGAGGGUUCCUACGGCGAAGAAGGAGUUGAAGGAUAAAACGGUCCACGUCCGCUUGGCUGGCAUAGAUGCCCCCGAACUGGCGCACUUCGGCCGUCCCGAACAGCCCUUUGCCCGCGAGGCGCACCAAUGGCUGACGUCGUAUCUCACCAACCGGCGAGUCCGCGCCUACGUACACCGCCAGGACCAGUACCAGCGUGUCGUGGCGACCGUGUAUGUGCGGCGGAUGCUGGACUUUCCGAUCCCGUUCCGCCGGCGCGACGUGUCGUAUGAGAUGCUGAGACAGGGGCUGGCGACGGUGUACGAGGCCAAGGCUGGGUCGGAAUUCGGCGGCCCGCAAAAGGAGCAGAAGUAUAGAGAGGCGGAGUCGUGGGCAAAGAAGAAAGGGACGGGGUUGUGGAAGGGGUUCCGGCGCAAUAAGGGGUGGGAAAGUCCUAGAGAUUAUAAGACUCGCAUGGGCGCGCAGGAGCAGACGCAGGACAACGGGGGGAAGAAGUGAGGCGGUGAUAUGCCCUUACUUUUACUUCGUACGUUCUUUGGUCUGCGCUUUGUAUUCUCACGGCCGUUCUCAUGAUUUUACGAUUGAUAUCCCAAGGUAUGAUGCUGCGAUGACUCGGACAAGAUCAAUCUUCGAUCGGUCUGACUCGCGGUGCGUUUUCUUUGUGAUUUAGUAAAUAGAUACAUAGAGCCAUUAGACAUAACUGUAAGUAAGCAUGAAAU